GUGCAUAGGCUGCACCUAUAUAUAUACUUGACGUGUCAAUUCGAAUGAAAUAAUCUGAAACUACUAUCAGAUUGGAUACAAAAGCAUUGAAACCUUAUGAGAGUCAUAACGCUUCAUGAUGAUUAAGUGAUUUGUCAUAAAAAAAACAUACCGAUAAUGUGAUAGAUGUGAUUUUUGAUUGUUUCAACUUCUUUUACCUCAUUUUUUUAUGAGAGUCAUAAUGCUUCAUGAUGAUCAGGUGGUUUUUGCUACUUCUUGUUCAAUAUAAUUAAUAAACUAUUAGUGUAACCUAUUUUUUACUCGAUAGAAGAGGCUUGCUUUGUUAUUUGAUCUAAACAAGAUUACCCGCAUCUGGUUCCAUAGACAAAUUAUUAUGAAUAUAACAUUUGAAAAGGUACACAAUUGCUAUUGGAAAAAGGAGAAAUUUGUGAAAAAACUCAUAUUCCCAGCUAGGGCUGUUAAUGAACCAAGCGUCCGAGCCGCUCAUGAACGACUCGGCGUCCGACUCGAGAAAAAUUCGUUCGACACUCUAUUCGUUUUAAUCAAGCCGGCUCGUGAACAAGCUCGUUAACUAAACGAGCCGAGCUCGAGCCAUACCAUGUUCAGCUCGAAAGCUCGCGAACAAGCUCAUUUAAUGGUUUGGCAUAAAAAAAGAUUAGCAUACAUUGAUUUUAUGUAUUAAAAUUAUGAUGAAUAUUGUGUUUUACUUAGCUUGACUUUGCUACAAGUUUGAAUGUCAUUUUGUGCUCAGUUCUAGGUCAAUCUUGGGGUCGUUAAGCUUAUUUGACGAGCGAGCUCGAGUCGAGCUCAAGCUUUGAUUUUCAUAAACGAGCCGAGCUCGAGCUUGCAUAUUAAAACUUGUGACGAACACGAGCCGAGCUCAAGCCUGAAAAUAUAUUAACAACCCGAGUCCGAACUAUGGCAAAACUCGGCUCGACUCAUUAACAACCCUAUUCCCAGCCAUGAUCAAAACAAUAAUUUUUAGAAAAUCAUUAAUAAAAUCUCAAAAACUCGUAGUUUUUUAACAUCACCACGGUAUUGAAAUAGCAGUCCCACCUCUUAUUUGGAAGAAAAAUGAUAAGUUGUAAUGAGAAAAAAAAACGGUUUAAGAAUUCAUAAUAGUGAAUUAGUAGUGAUUCCAUAUAUAAAAAAAGUAAUUUGUUAUAUAGUUAUUAAAUAAAUAUGAUUCCAACUCAGUCAGAAAUGAAAAACAACGGUUUCAAAAAGGAUUCCCCGCACCCAACUAACUCAUUUAAUUAUUUUACAAAAAUCCAAAAUCCUUUCCCUUUCCCCUUUCCUCUCUUUCAUAAAUCCUUACGAAUUCGAUUGCAUGCCAUUCUUCUGCCGCCAUCAAUCGCCACCGCCAUGCCUACUACCGCCUCCGCUUCCACCACCUCCGGGUCCGACGGCGGUCCGUCUUCCCUCGUCGCUCGACUCUCCUCCAGUGACCCCGAUGUCAAGCUGAAGGCCCUGCGGGAAGUCAAGAACCAAAUAAUAGGCAGCAAGACGAAAAAGCUCAGCUACAUAAAGCUCGGCGCCGUCCCCCGCGUCGCGUCAAUUCUCUCCGCCGCAAUUGCCGACGGCGACUGCUUCCAGACUGCUCCUGCCGCUUCUGUGCGGGGAAUGCUCGGCUAUUCCAGCAAUGUCGUCGUCCAAUCGGCGGCAGCUCUUGGCAGCUUCGCCUGCGGAUUCGACGACGGCGUCCAGGCAGUUCUCGCUGCGGGCGCUCUGCCGCUUCUGGUUAGACUGCUCGAUCAUCCCGACGACAAAGUAGUGGAUGUUGGUGCUCGCUCCCUGAAAAUGAUCUACCAGUCUGAAUUUGCUCCCAAAUAUGAAAUCCUUGAACGUGGAAGCUUAGAAUUCCUGGUUUCCUUACUGAAUAGAGAGGGUGAAAACGUUACUGAACUAGGUGCUCAUAUCAUAGCCCAUUCUUGCAGGACGUUCGAAGAGCAGAAAGUUAUGCUCAAGGCUGGGGUUCUGAAGAGGCUUGUCAGCCUCCUAGAUGGGAGUGUAGGUCAGAGAGAUGCUAGCUUAGGUUCUCUUGCUGCAGCUUUCAAAAAUAACUCUGAAGUCAUAAAGGAGUUUCUGGGACCUCAUGGCGGGAAAUUGUUCAAUGCCAUACUUAGGUUGACCAUGGAUAGCAAUGCCAAGACGAGGCUGCUUGCUUGCCAGUGCUUGAUUGUCAUUAGGGAUGCUACAGAUUGCUAUAUCCUGGAAUUGGGGCUCAAUAGGAAGUUGGUCAAUACUCUCCUCGAGCUCCUUGAUGAUCCAGGUCAAGUUGGAGAUGAGUCCCCGUUUGUAUUGUCUAGUCUGGUCUUAGGGAAGGAAGAUCUACAUACGAUAGCUCUUGAAGCUGAUGCUAUGGUUAAAUUUCGUGAUUGCAUGGAGAAGGAAAAUGUCAAUCCUAGGCGUCUUCGAGGUGUAUUGUUGGCCUUGGCUGAUCUCUGCUCAAAGUUAGAAAUCUGUAGAUCGACAUUCCUAUCCAUGCAGGUCUUGAAACCACUUGUUGGUUUCCUAAACCAUAAGGAGGAAGAUAUACGAAUUGCAGCUUGCAACUGCUUAAAAAAUGUUACUCGAUCAAUCAAGAAUUUGUGUGCAGGUUACUUUAUGAAAAAUGAAGCCCUCGUCACUGCUUUGGUUCUGUUGCUGAUGGAUGCUUCGGAGGAAGUCCAGGUUGCAGCUCUUGGUGUUGUGAGCAAUAUUGUUGUUGAUUUCACUACACAAAAGUCAAUGUUUGUUGCACAUGAAGGCAUGCAACAGCUUUUUGGUUUAUCAAAAUCAAUGGUUCCCGCAGUUAGGUCAAAUGCCCUCUGGGCUUUAAGGAACAUGACGUUCCUUGCGGAUGACAAAUGUAAAGAAGCAGUUUAUUUCGGGAUGACCCCGUCACUGAUUGCAGAUCUUAUAUGUGACGACGAGCUUUCUGUUCAGGAGCAAGCUUUGGCCCUUGUUCGCAAUCUUGUUGAUGGAAGUGUUGAGUCAAUUGAGCAAGUUUUUGCCGAUGAUGGUAUUAUUUUAGAUGCUGCCGGAAGCCAAUUACAGUGUGGUCCAAAUGCUGAAGUUUUGAUACAGGGAAUGUACGUGCUCGGAAACAUUGCCUGUGGAAAUGAGAUUCAUAAGGAAGCAGUUAUGUGCCUGCUUUUCCCACUAGUGGGGAGGGGACCCGAGCCUUUCUUUGUCAACUUCUUGCUGAGUACUGACAGUAGAUUGCGCCUUGCUACUGUGUGGGUCCUUAUAAAUCUCACCUUGCCAUCUCCUGGAGCAUUGAAUCGGCAACAAAGACUACAGAAAGAAGGGGUGCUGUCCAUAGUAAGGAGUAUGGUCAAUGAUCCUUGCUUGGAUGUGAAGAUUAGAGUAAAAACAUUGCUCACCCAGACUGAGCUUGGUGACUUUUGACCUCAGUUGUAGAGGAUUAACCUCUGAAACAACUCGAUCAUAGAGAUGAGUGGAGACGGACAUUUGUUUUUUUACAUCUUAAACUUAGCCGUAGUAAUAUCUCCAGCUUUCUUCCAGGCAACGUAUCAUGCUUCAGCCAAGGUUUGUAGUUUCAAGCUACUGCUGUAGUUUCAUGGUGCUGAAUGAACUAUAGAAUCUUUAUUAAGUACAGAAAAUUGGAACAUUUCAUGGUCUGGACUAGUUGAAGUUUUCUUUCUUGUGUGUUUUUGUGGAUUGCCCACAUUUCGGAUGAAUAAAACACAAUGGCUUAUGUGGUCAUCAUCAUCAACCAUUUGGUAUGGUGACCCCUAACACAUCGAAAAUGGUUCAUAAAAACUUUCCACACUUGCUGACGUAAGCAAGCCCAAAAAUAUUUACUCUCUGUUGGAAAUUUGUCAUGGUUAGUUACAUGUUUGCUCAAACUGUAUAGUUGUUCUCUCUAGAUAAUUUGUGAUGAAGUGAAAAAAGAUCAGAUUCAUGCUUUGAUCUUCUCUUUUCGUCGUGACGUUCUAGCUGAAGAACUAUGUGCAUGAUCCCGUUUCUUGCCUUUUGUAGGUGCAGAGUUUAGAGUAUCCUGUUUUCACAAUUACAGCAGUGUGAGAGGAGAUGCCUUUAUAACAUUGUGGGAUGCAGUUCAACUGUCAAGAGUGUGUUCCCUUGAACAUGAAAUUGUGCAUACAAAUGGCUGUAUCAUUAUUCAGUUGACUAUCUCAGAGGACUCCUGUUGUUGUAUUUUGUACAUUAACUGCCAUCAGUUUGCAUGGCACUGUAAAAUGCUUGCUUAGAGAGUUUAUGCAAAACUUCAGGUUUUCUCUUCGGUAUUGUCUCUACUAGCUGCUGCAUAUGCUGUUCUCUAGUUGGCAUUAUUUUGAGAAUCUCAUUGGUGUUUAUAAUACUGGGUUUAAUGCGUUGGAGCCGAGUAUUAAAUCGAUAUCUUUCAU
Messenger RNA from Linum trigynum, 4373 nucleotides. NCBI's taxonomy places the organism in Eukaryota, Viridiplantae, Streptophyta, Magnoliopsida, Malpighiales, Linaceae. The record is from the annotation of a GenBank genome assembly.